Messenger RNA from Colletotrichum godetiae, 2184 nucleotides. RefSeq lists its product as uncharacterized. Bases 1 to 2184 code for a protein of 727 amino acids. The transcript has 4 exons. NCBI's taxonomy places the organism in Eukaryota, Fungi, Ascomycota, Sordariomycetes, Glomerellales, Glomerellaceae. The record is from RefSeq and is a predicted model, not a curated record.
AUGGAAUCUGGAGUCUCACGGUGGACUAGCACGUGUCAAGCUUCGCCUGUUCCUCUGUUCAUGGAUUUCCGUUUGCUUCGAUACACUGCUUCGAAUCAAGAUUACCUUGUCUGUCUCACAGCAGUACAUCCUGAUGGACGGGACUGCUAUUACGCUGCCAUCUGGAAACUCGCCAACGCAUCUGGUUUUGUUUUAUCCAAGGACCCAACACUAUCCAACUCACCCUUCGUACCCAUCGGUGAGACACCAUCAUCUCCUAGGAUACGCUUGCCCAUGGCUCCGAGACCACAUGGACAAAACACCGCUUGCACUCUGGGACUACUGCGCUCCCCUUCGACUGUUGACUCUGAGGAUUUUCGAACCGCCCCUACAUGCAUUACGAACCUGGAGCUUCACAUAUCUGAAUCGCGGAUCUAUACUGGAACGUCGACACCUAUUCCCCACUGGGCUUUCUCCUGGCAAGAUCUUUUUGAUCUGCGCUCGCUUGGUCUGUCAACUCAUCACUCCGAACCUUGGAGAAACAGCACACUAACCCCCCUUUUCAGCGAUUACAGCUUCUUUCACGCACAAAUGGUGCCCUCAGGAAUGUUUUCCUUUUCUUCUCAAACAGGACCAUCGGACCCCUUGAGUGGUUCGUGGGAAACGACAGGAGAAGGUGCACAGAACUUUCAAGACUUCUCAGACAACGGAUCUGCCCACCCGGGAGAUUCCGAGGACUACUCUUUCCAAGUUGAUGGCCACAUCACGCCCAGAGGACAGGGCCAAACUACCGAGGAUAUGCAGAGCAAGUGGACUGCUCCCGCAACUGUUGGUGGCGAGCCCAUGCGGAGAGGAACUUCGCGCAGCUCAGCCGGAAGCCGCAAGCACCGGAUUUCCAAGGUCACAUCUCCCAAGGCACGACCCAGAAUUUCUGCUGCCGCGUCAGCUCAAGUAUCUGCUCAGCUGUCCUCCAUGGACCUCUCAGGUAAUGCUACGGUCUACGGACCUCAGCCCAGCGCCCAAAUGAUGGACGUGAACCCCUACUUCCUGGACACGGAUACGAGCGCCGUCUCGUCCCAAUGGUUUAACUCUAUGGAGCUCGGCAUGAUGCCCGAUGGCCUGCCCUCAGGCGAGCUGAACAUGCACGUUGUGCCUGCUCAGAUGCAGCUUGACCCGGACUCGAGCUUGGGUGCUCACUCUCCUUCUGCCUCCUGGAACUCUUUCAGCCCGUCAGAGUCGCACCUGUCUUCGCCGGCCGGAAGCACCGAGGAUUCGUGGCUGUCCGCCCCCCUCAUGUCUUCGCCGUCACACUCGGAGCAUGUCUCCCCCAUUAUUCAAAGCCAGUCUCCAAGCGCCAACGGGAAGUUUAUGAGCGACGAGCUCGCUGGAAGCGUUCUCACCAUUGUCGGCGACGCCGCACUUCCCGCUGCUUUCCCCAGUCGCCGGCCUACCAAUGAGGGUGAUACCGCCCGGGACCACCCUUUGUACAAGAAUGCGACCCCGCAAGCUGAUGGCUUGUUCCAUUGCCCAUGGGAAGGAGAAACCAGCUGCAACCACAAGCCCGAGAAGCUCAAGUGCAACUACGACAAGUUCGUGGACUCCCACUUGAAGCCCUACCGCUGCAAGAUUGACUCUUGCGAGAACGCCCGCUUCUCCUCCACUGCCUGCCUGCUUCGCCAUGAGCGUGAGGCUCACGCUAUGCACGGCCACGGCGACAAGCCCUUCCUGUGCUCCUACGAGGGAUGCGACCGUGCCAUGCCUGGCAAUGGAUUCCCGCGCCAAUGGAACCUUAAGGACCACAUGCGCCGUGUUCACAAUGACAACGGUGUUCCCGGAUCCCCUACCAGCAUCAGCAACAGCCAGCAGAGCUCCAAGGGCCGCAAGCGCAAGGAUGCGCCCAAGGCUGCCGUCGUUGGACCCGCACCACCCUCCCGCAAGGUCACUGCCAAGGCGGCCGUCGUGGAGGCUGCUGUCAAGGAGGAGCUCUCAUCCAAGCCCCUUAUCGAGGAGUGGAUGUCCCACCGCCAGGCUCUGGAGAACAUUGUUCGUGACCUCAACCAACCCGAGGACAUGAAGAACCCGCAGCUCAUCAAGGACGCCCACAACCUGCUGUCCGCCAUGGGCAAGAUCGGACACGACUUGAACACCGUUCAACCCAUGGAUUCCAAGGUACCAUUCCACCGCAACUACGUCCACGCCGGAUGA